CCUGCCUUCUAAUUACGACAAUAUGGCAAUGCAAAAACCUUUGGCAGCUGUUGGCCUCAGUGGCAUUUCCUACGCAUUCAUUCUUCCCGCAAGGGUAGGUAGACGCAACAUCGCAUGCUCUUCCAUGGGUAUUAACUCAGAAGAUGCCCCGCCGGCGAGGAAAGUACAUAUAUCAAAGAAGCCCGUCCAGGCACUGAAAAAGGUCAAUUAUAUUGAUUUUCAACCACUUAUGGAGCCUAAUGCUAUGCAAAUGAGUGAACGUCGAACUGCAGGUUUCCUUCCUACCGUUUGGGACCCUGACCUCAUCAUCUCUUCCUCUACUGGUUACAAGGCAAGUCUCCUUAAUUAACAAAAACAUUUCUUUGGUGGACACCAAGUUAAACUCAGAAGACUAAAUAUCAGAUUCAUGAUAGUUUCCUUUACACAUAUCAAUUCUCUUUACGGCACCCUACAUAUAUAUAUAUAUAUAUAUCAUCCUUCCAAUGUGAGAUCGAGCUAUAUAUAUAUAUAUUAUUUAUGUAUCUAAUCUUGCAGUAUGAAAGCCAUACCACUCGGCUAGAGCAGCUCAAGCAAGCUACUAAAACCCUUCUUGAAUCCACCAAGGACGCUCCCCCUCACGUCCUGUUGUCACUGAUCGAUGCAAUUCAUCGGCUGGGAGUCGCCUACCACUUUGAGGAAGAAAUUAAAGAGGCUCUUAAUAACCUUCUUAUUUCAAU
This is a messenger RNA of Rubroshorea leprosula, 716 nucleotides long. Lineage: Eukaryota; Viridiplantae; Streptophyta; Magnoliopsida; Malvales; Dipterocarpaceae. The record is from the annotation of a GenBank genome assembly.